UAUAUUUACUGUAAUAUGUUUGUAGGGGUAAUUUUUUAGUGUUUUUAUAUACUUUUUCCCAAUCGAGUUCUUGUACGGUGUGGAAAAUGUCCCAGGUCCAGAAACGGAAAGCCGAUCUGGGGAAAUUGAUCUGGGAUAAAUGGUGCAUUUUUACCUGUUUGGCCCUGAUGAUAACGAUGGCGAAUGCAGCUUCUGAGCGACAGUACUUCUUUUUGCCCAUGAGUUACACCUGGAUGGAAGCCAGUACAUACUGUCAGACCUGCUACAAAAAUCUGGCGACAGUGACCCCAGAAAACACCCAACUCCUUUCCCAACGGAUCAUGGACAAAACCUCUGAACACUGGGUCGGUCUACGCAAGCAGUCCUACACCGUCAUCAGCAACAAUCAGUCCACCUUUAAUUUCUCUGAUCAUGAUGGCCUUGCCAUUAACUCCACUGAUAACUCAACAAAUAACUCCACCAGCAGCCCAGCUUUGGUCUGGACCAAAUGGGUCAACGGAGAUCCGCUCAGCUUCCAGAACUGGUACCCAGGUUGGCCAGCGCUCAAAUUCCCACUUCCGAAGAUCGACUGCUGCAGCUGUUCCUGCACAUGCCCAGUAAAACAGAGACCCACCCAGACACCGUCUACAACCACAACAUCACCCCCCUUCAGCACAGUGCAGAACUCUCCAAGCCCCGCCAGAGCGGACAGCUCGACAAAAUCCGAUGGUCUCACGGACACCACCGGCCAAAAUGUGACAAACUCUCUCAGUGAGACCACCACCACUGCAAGUGACAUGAGCAGAAACACAGAUGUCACAGACACGAGCAACGUUACAAACAUCACAGACGCAAGCAGCUCCACCAACUCCGUAAGCCAAAGUGUGACCAAGUCUACGAGUUCCUGGCAGUCCUCCUACACCUCUAAAAUUACAACACCUUACACUAGCACUCACUGGAGAUUCCAGACCCAGCUGCCGUUAGAGUCCACGUGCCAACGUUCACCCACGCCGCCUCCCCCUCUCAUUCCACCGUACGACAAAUACAUAGAAAACUCCUGCGUGGCCAUGCUCACCGUUGGAUCUUGGAUAGAAAAGCACUGUGAAACCAAGCUGCCUUUCAUUUGCUAUGAAGGUAAAUGUGAAUCAAAUUAAAUACACCGAUUAAUUCCAGAUUUAUUCAUCAGAAAAAAAGAAAACGUCAAAGGAUGAGCAGUUACAGUGCAGAAUGUGCAGCAGAAGAACAGUCAGCCCAAGGCUGACCAAUACAUGGAAGUUUUCAAUUUUGAUUUAAAGGUUACUAGACCUGGGGCACAUCUGAGGUCAUGAGGUCACUGGUUUAGUCAGUGUGCAGCAUGGUAGCUAAAAGCAAUGAGUGGUUUUUAAACUAGUAGAAGAAACUUGAAAUAAAUUCUUUAGUUGAGUCGUGCUUUUUGAUGCAGAUGAUAAAACGCUGAUCUAGUUAUAGUCUUAAUGUGACCAGCGAAGCUCAGCUCUGAGUCAGUUACGAUACCAAGAUUUCUAACCUGGUUUUUGUCUUUAUUUCUCUGGAGCCAAGCUGAGCAAUAACCGCCAUCCUAUCCUUCUCAUUUCCAAAGACAAUGACUUCAGUCUUGUCUUUGUUUAACUGGAGGAUGCUCCAGACACUGAAGGAGUUAGUCUAGAGGACCACAGUUACUAGGUGACAGAGGUAGGUAGAUCUGGGUGUCAUCUGCAUAACUAUGAUAGGUAAAGUUAUUGAUAAUGAGACGUGAAUCAAAUAAAAAAACAUCAAAAUGUAAACCAUUAUUAAGACCUUAAAAUAGGUGGAAGCCUUGCUAAAGAGAGGACUUUUACCCUACAGAUGGCAAGAUUGUGCUGAAUUUUUUUUUGUUCAGUUCAUUUCUGUAGGAGCCAUAAAAUCUAAAGUGAAAGUCUCAUUAGUCAUCAGCACAGACUGGUGAAAUGACAUCUCGGCAUUUGACUCGAGUAGCUGCAGCAGUGGCAGCGCUCGGGGACUAUUUGACGGUUUAAGCAAUAAAUAUGUUUAAAACACAGUAAAAAGCAUUAAGACUCUAUUUUAUCUACCUCAUGCUUCAUUUAUGUAGAACUGUUACAUGGUCACAUCUGGACGUAUAUAUGUUCAGAUGUGACAGGCUUGAUAAGCUAAUGGCUCGUCUGCGCAGGGCCAAAGUGAAUUAUUGCCAUCCUAAAAUCGCUCCAGAGGAAAAAAUGUCACAGUAUUUUCUGCAAACGCAAUUUUACAAUUAUUAACUGAAUUUACUAGUUGUUUGCAGUAGAAAAUAGUGCAAAUGGUGUUUUCAGUUCUUUGUGGUUAGAAGUACAUAAUAUUCCUGCUGGAGUACGUGUAAAAUGUAAAACUGGUAGUUCCUAAAUGUUUAGAACGUGUUUGCAUUAACUGACAGCACUAGUUUUAAAAAGACAAUACUAUCUAGAAGACUUGUUCAUAACCUUUCCACAGAAACCCACUUCGCAAGAUCUGACUGAUAACAAAUAAAUGUAAACACCAAUGCACCGAUUUCCCCCCUUUUAUAUAUUUUUUACAUUUCUAAAUUUACAAACUUCAUAUUUUUUUCCUUCAGAUAUCUUCGUGGGUGAAGUCGACGUGACCAACAUUACAUUCCAGAAUGCCAGCCUGUCGUGGCAAAGAGCACCUGGUGGUUCUAUUGACUAUCGUGUAGAGGUCAGCGGUGACAUGAACUGGGUGAUCAAUACGACAAAUUUGACCCAAGACCUUCUUAACCUGACUGCAGGCACCCAAUACUCAAUCCAAGUAGUUUCCAUAAAGUGUGAGAGAGACCUGAACCCUCAGAAGGCCUCUUUCUACACUGUACCUCUUAAAGUUGAGAAUCUUGCAGUGACCAGUGUGGCAGAAACAUCUGUUAAUCUAACCUGGAGUCACCCAGUUGGAAACUGGAGUUUCUACUCUAUAAGAAGUGGGAACCGUGCGAGUAAAAGUGCAGCAGAAAGCUUUAACUUUGGUGGUUUGAUUCCUGGAACUCUUCACACAUUCACCGUCCUCACUGGAGUUGGGGACGAGUCCCAGUGGAGUGAAGAGUCACAUGUCACAGCGUACACCAAGCCUGGCAUCGCAUCAAACCUGAGCGUGUCUGGCAACACUGACAACAGUUUAGUGCUCCACUGGAAUGGACCUUAUGGAGGUUUUACAGGCUUCAUUGUGUUUGCUAAUGACAGCCUCAAUUCG
Molecule: messenger RNA, 3183 nt
Organism: Nothobranchius furzeri (turquoise killifish)
Lineage: Eukaryota; Metazoa; Chordata; Actinopteri; Cyprinodontiformes; Nothobranchiidae
Source: RefSeq, a predicted model, not a curated record